Molecule: messenger RNA, 2775 nt
Organism: Symbiodinium natans
Lineage: Eukaryota; Dinophyceae; Suessiales; Symbiodiniaceae
Source: the annotation of a GenBank genome assembly
AUGCCCUCACGCGCUGGGCCCCACGCAUGGAGGUUUCUGCUGUUGGCUACUGCGGCGUGGCUGUCUCGGCAUCAGGUUGCUACACCUGGCUUUGUGCCAGCAACUGCCACCCGCAGCCGCAGUGAAGGCUCCAGCCAUGUGCUACGGGGUGCAAGAGGGUACGGCGUCCUCCGUCAGCUUCUUCAGCUUCAGGACGAGUUCCUGUCAUUGCCGCAAACGAAGGAGUUUGUGCUCGAUCGCAGCUGGCCGAACUCAAGCUCCGUCGAUGUGGACGAGUUCCUGCAAAAACAGCGGGAAUGGACCUUUGAAGGCAGUCUUCCGACCGUCUUCGAUGUGCGAUCUCCUGGGGAAUUUGCUGCUGGUCACAUUCCUGGUGCGAAAAGCCUACCCCUGCUUGAUGAUGAGGAGAGGGCCGCCGUUGGCACCACCUUCGCAAACCUAGGCCCGGAGGAAGCCUUUGAUUUGGCCUUGAACAGCGUGCAUCCAAAGUUAGCCGACUUGUUACGUCAGGCUGAUGCGCACGCGGGGGAAUUCAAGAAGGCUGCGAGGCGGCACGUUCUCUUGUACUGCAAGCGAGGCGGGUUACGCUCGCAAUCGAUGGCCAAGCUUCUUUCGAGACAUGGCUUCGAAGUCCUGGUGCUCAAGGGUGGCUACAAGGCUUUUCGUGGAUGGGCUGAACGAACUCUUCGCGAGAAGCCGCAGAAGGUCUGCGUGAUUGCUGGAGCGACCGGCAGCGGCAAGACAGAGGUUUUGGCAGAGCUUGCCAGGCAGAAACUCGGACAGGUUAUAGACCUGGAGGCUUUGGCCCGUCACAAGGGCAGCGUCUUUGGUGGCUUAGGGGAAACGACUCAGCCCAGCUCCGAGCAGAUGAGGAAUUCAGUGGCGGUCCAGUGGGCGGCAUUGGAGCCCUCGCGUUGGGUGUACUUGGAGGAUGAGGGCCCACGGAUAGGCAGUGUGGUGCUGCCAAGCGCUCUGUAUCGCCGGCUGCGCCAAGCUGCACUGGUUCUUCACCUGGACGUGCCUUUCGCGCUGCGCGCCGAACGCUCGCUGGCACUUUAUGGUUCCUUUGGCGCCGAGGCCCUUUGCUCGGCAGUAGAGAAUUUCCGCCACCGCAUGGGCCACUCCCGCACGAACCUGCUUCAGCAGAAGCUGCGGCAGGGAGCACUCCGGGAGGUGUGUGAGGAGAUAUUGCAGAACUAUGACAAGGCCUACACUUACCAUCUAAAACGGGGGCGAGCUGGCAGUGGGCAGAUACUACGCCUUCCGGUCAAUUCUUCGGACUCUGCUGCCGUGGCGCGUGCCGUGGCGGCGGUGGCAACUCCCCUGCAGGUGGCGGCCGAGGCGAGCGCCGAGGCGAGCGCCAAGGAGUUGCAUGUGUCCGAUGCAGCCGCAAUCCGCGAGCUUCCCUGCUUCUGUGGAGCAGUGGUGACCCGCGUUGCCGGGGAUCCUGUGUCGGUGUCGAUCUGCCAUUGUUCCAUAUGCAGGCGUUUGUCCGGAGCACCAUUCGUCGUGAGUGCCGUGUUGCACCCGGAGCGUGUGGAGCUCCGAAGCCCCAAAGGUGGGCCCCCGCAGCUUUCAGAGCUGCGCACGUCCAAGCAGGUGGUGAGGCAGCGCUGUGCUGCUUGUGGCGCGCCGGUUUGCGGCCGCCUGGGUCGGUUUGUCGCCCUCCCACUGGGGAGUUUGGUGUCCGCGGAGCAAAGUCGAAGCGGCAUCGUACCAGAGGCAUGGCAGCCGACUCACCAUCUGCACUACGACAGCCGAAUUCUGGACGUUCGGGACGACCUUGUCAAGUAUCGCGGGCGCGCCCGUGGCGAAGUGUGGACUGCGGAGCAGGGCUCCGACGGCAAGGAAAAGAAUGGAGCUGCGAUGCAGCAGGAGUUCAAGGUGGCCCAGGUGGCCCAGGUAGCCCCAGCUUCUGGGCCAUCGCCGCCUUCUGCACCUGGCCCGGGGCCUGCAGGGGCUGCGGCGCCUGGCGCUGGGCCCUUGGUCGCGCCGGCCCAGAACGUGGAGGUGGCAACAGCAUCAGAUGGCGCAGGAAGCACAGAAAGGGCUGAAGGCUUCCCGAAGGAUUUUGGCGGAUGCUUGCGGUGUCUGCCCUCUUGGCGGGUCAUGCUGCUGCAGCUGGCCGCGUCAGAAACCCAUCAGCAUCCAUCCUCGCAAGCCGUGACGUACACAACCACCACGACUACCACCACCGCAGUCACGAUCAAUGGCGCGUCACCUGGCUUUCCCACUCCUCCGUCGCCCUCUGGGCCAGCGAUCGAGUAUCAGCCGCCGGCGCCGACUCCGCAGGUCAAUGGUCACACGACAAAUGGGGCGGCCCAGGCCGGCAGCGGAGAGAGCAAAGCACUGCCGGCUCCAGCAGCUGAGCCCACAGACCAGGACAUGCAAGCCAUGGUGGCAGCGAGGAAGCUGAAUGCUGGCAUCCCGCGGGCCGGUCCGUUGCCCCUGCAGUGGAAUACCAGCUGUGCGCGUGAUGUGCGCGUCAGAGGCUCUUGGGAUGGCUGGAAGCGCGACUACGCUUUGGAGCCGUGUCCGGGAAUCGGAUUCCGGAUCAUGCUUCUCCUUCCUGCCGGCGAGUACGAGUUUAAGUUCAUUGUGGAUGGGAACUGGACGACAUCGGAGGACAUGGAGACUACCAAGUGCGCCAACAGGAACAAUGUGGCACAAGUGAACGAGAUGGUCCUUGUGCCAGUUCCGCUUUGGAAGUCGGACGAAAAAGAAGGGAAGCCGGCGGGCGAGUUGGAGGCCGGAACCUUGGCCAUAGAGGCCUGA